ACUUUUAAGUAGCCGGCUCUACGGCUCUGCUGCUUUCUUUAGGCGACACGUCUGUAGUUGGGGCCACGCCAUGAAGCAUAUAGUUUUGUUAGCCGCUUUUGUAUCGGCAGUCCUUGGAAGCGAUGUUCUCGACUACUCGGGAUCUGAUUUUGAUGUUCAGAUCAAAGAACACGACACAGCUCUUGUGGAGUUCUUCGCUCCAUGGUGCGGUCACUGUAAGAGGUUAGCCCCCGAGUAUGAAAAGGCGGCCACAGAGCUUAAAAAACACGAUCCGCCAGUACCACUUGUCAAGGUUGAUUGCACCUCGGACGCCGGCAAAGAGACCUGCUCAAAAUAUGGCGUGAGUGGUUACCCCACCCUCAAGAUUUUCAAGCAGGGAGAGUUCUCCUCCGAGUACAAUGGCCCCCGGGAGUCGAGUGGCAUUGUCAAGCACAUGCGGUCGCAAGUCGGGCCCAGCUCAAAGGAAUGCACAAGUGCGGAAGAGCUUCAGAAACUGCUGGACAAGGACGAAGUCGUCGUUGUUGGCUUCUUCGAGAACAAGGACGUUGAUCUUCACGAGCAGUUCCUUAAGGUUGCUGACAAGCAAAGGGAAUCCUGGGUAUUCGGCCACACAUUCAACAAGGAUUUGCUCAAGAAAUACGGGCACACAAACAAAGUUGUGCUGUUCAGGCCCAAGUUACUUAAAAACAAGUUUGAAGACAGUGAGGUGGUCUACGACGGGGACGCAGACAAGGCGGCGCUGGAGAAGUUCGUGAAAGAGAACUACCAUGGCCUUGUUGGUCACAGGACUCAAGACAACUACAACCAGUUCGAGGCUCCACUUCUGGUUGCAUACUACGAAGUCGACUACACAAAGAAUGCCAAGGGAACCAACUACUGGCGCAACAGGAUCCUCAAGGUGGCCCAGAACUACAAGGGAAAACUCAACUUUGCCAUCAGCAACAAGGAAAGCUUUGCAGCUGAGAUGGAUGACUAUGGCCUGUCUUCUCAUGGCAACAAGCCAGUUGUCGCUGUCCGUAACAGCAACAAUGAGAAAUUCCGCAUGACCGACGAGUUCAGCAUCGAAAACCUGGAGAAGUUCCUUGAGAACUACAUUGCUGGCAAAGUUAAGGCGCACUUCAAGUCUGAGCCCAUCCCCGAGAAGAACGAUGGUCCUGUCAAGGUGGCUGUUGCCGAGAACUUCAAGGAGCUUGUCCUGGAUAGCCCCAAGGAUGUCCUGAUCGAGUUCUAUGCGCCCUGGUGUGGCCACUGCAAGAAGUUGGCACCUACUUACGAAGAAGUUGGCAAGACGCUUACUGGUGAGGAUGUUGAAAUUGUCAAGAUGGAUGCCACUGCCAAUGAUGUUCAUCCAAAGUUUGAGGUCACAGGCUUUCCUACUCUGUACUGGCUACCAAAGAAUGACAAGGAGAACCCGAAGAGGUAUGAUGGCGGCCGUGAUCAUGAUGACUUCAUCAAGUACAUUGCCAAGCAUGCCACCGAUGAGCUCAAGGGCUUUGACCGUUCUGGCACAAAGAAGGCGAAGGAGGAAUUAUGAGGCAUCGUGGGGUCAGGAGGGCCAUUGUUUCUAUCAUUUCAUUUGGGGUCUCUGGGGAUCUUGUUUGUCAUCUCUGUACAAUAAACAGAUGUUUUUUU
Dermacentor silvarum is the source of this 1632-nucleotide messenger RNA. Its product is annotated as protein disulfide-isomerase A3. Gene Ontology annotation, molecular function: protein disulfide isomerase activity. Gene Ontology annotation, biological process: protein folding; response to endoplasmic reticulum stress. The record is from RefSeq and is a predicted model, not a curated record. Gene Ontology annotation, cellular component: endoplasmic reticulum. The coding region runs from base 71 to 1534 and encodes 487 amino acids. NCBI's taxonomy places the organism in Eukaryota, Metazoa, Arthropoda, Arachnida, Ixodida, Ixodidae. The transcript is spliced from 10 exons.